AUGAUGCUAACUGUGCUUAGGCACACAAAGACACCGGUUAAGUUCUGGUUCCUCAAAAACUAUCUAUCUCCUACUUUCAAGGAGAUUAUUCCCUAUAUGGCGGCGGAGUAUAACUUUCAAUACGAGCUUGUACAGUAUCAAUGGCCCCGAUGGCUGCGUCGCCAGACAGAGAGACAACGCAUAAUUUGGGGCUAUAAGAUCCUCUUUCUCGAUGUACUCUUCCCUCUUCGUGUUAAGAAGAUCAUUUUUGUGGACGCCGAUCAGGUGAGCUAG
Messenger RNA from Protopolystoma xenopodis, 273 nucleotides. The record is from the annotation of a GenBank genome assembly. Lineage: Eukaryota; Metazoa; Platyhelminthes; Monogenea; Polystomatidea; Polystomatidae.